GUCGCGGCGCGCGCGAGCGGAGAGAAGAAGUCGGUGUUGAUCGUGAACACGAAUGGUGGCGGACACGCGAACAUCGGGUUCUGGCUGGCGAAGACGCUGGCGGGGGCUGGGCACGACGUGACGAUGAACGUCGUCGGCGCCGAGGACGAUAAGAAGAUGGCCAAGACUCCGUUCUCGUUGUUCGAUGAGAUUCGAGGGAUGGGUGUGAAGACGGUGUGGGCGAACCCCGAUGAAGUGGCGUCCAAGCAUGCCGGGGCGAAGUUCGACGUGGUCGUCGAUAACAACGGUAAGGACAUGGACACCGUUGGUCCGGUGGCGGAUUUCGCCGUCGCCGCGGGGGCGUCGCAGUUCUUGUUCGUCUCGAGCGCGGGUAUCUACAAGCCCACGCCGUGCCCGCCGCACGUCGAGGGCGAUGCCGUGAAGGAGACGAGCGGCCACGCCGUCGUCGAGGCGCACUUGAAGACGUUGCCGUUGAAGAUGAGCUCUUUCCGCCCGCAAUACUUGACGGGAUACGGAUCGAACAAGGACUGCGAGGAGUGGUUCUUCGAUCGCGCCGUGCGCGGCCGACCGAUCUUGGUCCCGGGCUCGGGUGAUCAGCUCUCGUCGGUGACGCACGCCGAAGAUUUGGCCACCAUGAUCGCCGCCGCCGUCGGCAACGACGCCGCCGCUGGGGAAAUCUUCAACUGCGUGACGACGAAAGCCGUCACGCUGAACGGCAUGGCGGAACUUUGCGCCAAGGCUGCGGGCGUCGAACCGAACGUGAUCAACUACGACCCGAAGGAUGUCCCGGAUGUCGAAGUUAAGAAGGCGUUCCCGUUCCGCCCGAUCCACUUCUACAGCUCCAGCGCCAAGGCGCAAGCCGUGCUCGGCUGGUCGCCCAAGCACCCGGAUUUGGCCGCCGAGCUCAAGGAACGCUUCGCGUACUACAAGUCCAUCGGACGCGAUAAGAAGGAGAUGUCGUUCGAAACCGACGACAAAAUUCUCGCCGCGAUCGGCAAGUAA
This is a messenger RNA of Ostreococcus lucimarinus CCE9901, 1002 nucleotides long. RefSeq lists its product with no specific name. Gene Ontology annotation, biological process: rRNA processing. Gene Ontology annotation, molecular function: RNA binding. The transcript has a single exon. The annotation marks the transcript as partial. NCBI's taxonomy places the organism in Eukaryota, Viridiplantae, Chlorophyta, Mamiellophyceae, Mamiellales, Bathycoccaceae. The record is from RefSeq and is a predicted model, not a curated record. Gene Ontology annotation, cellular component: cytosol.